Prunus armeniaca (apricot) is the source of this 555-nucleotide messenger RNA. The record is from the annotation of a GenBank genome assembly. NCBI's taxonomy places the organism in Eukaryota, Viridiplantae, Streptophyta, Magnoliopsida, Rosales, Rosaceae.
AUGGUUUAUUCCUUUGAUCUAACCAAGGUGGAUGCUUUAUUUGAUGAAAUGUUGCUGCAAAAGGCAAUAGAGACACCUCACAGGAUACCCAAGCCAGAAGAGCUCAAGGGCAGGCAGUAUUGCAGGUGGCACAACUCUUGGAACCAUUCUACCAACAGUUGUGUUGUUUUCAGAGAUGUUAUACAUGAAGGAAUAACAGCAGGAAGGUUGAAACUGGCGGAGAAAUCUCCUUCAGUCACAACAGAUCCUUUUCCCCAACCACAAGUCAACAUAGUCAACUUAAAUUGGCCAGAACAGAAGAGAAGCAGGCCAACGACAGAAGCCAGUUCCAGCAGAGGCAUAAUGGUUUCAAGGGAAACUAUUGAAAGGCCAAAAGCAACUAUCUCAGCUGGAGUAGUGCUCUGCAGCAAGUGCAAAUGUGAAGCUGAGCUAGAAGUGGUCCUGGACAGGCAGAGUCAGCCCAUCCGAGUGUUUUUUGACAGGAUUGGAACCUCAUCCCGAGAUAGAGCCUGCAGAAGGAGUAUCCCAGACCAGCCCAGCACAGCAGGAGGAUGA